AUGGGUCAGGACAAUGGUAUCGUCUUGACCGAAAGGUCCAAGCCGGCGGAUGACGACUAUUCCUCGGCGAAGCAGGGCACGAUUCAGGAUAAGGAGGAUAUGCGUCGUGUUGGACGAGACCAGGAGCUAAAUAGAAAUUUCCGAUUCUUAUCGGUCCUCGGAUUCACCGCAGUGUUGAUGUGUACUUGGGAAGCUGUUCUCUUUGGAGCAUCAUAUGGCUUGACAGAUGGUGGCAAGGGCGGAAUGAUCUACACUUACCUUGGAGCACUUGCUGGCUUUAGUUUUGUCAUUCUCUCCAUGGCGGAGAUGGCUUCAAUGGCUCCAACAUCCGGUGGUCAAUAUCACUGGGUCUCCGAAUUUGCACCUCCUAGCUCGCAAGCAUUGCUGAGUUACAUCACCGGAUGGAUCUGUGUCCUCGGUUGGCACACUGGUAUUGCCGGAUGCUGCUAUACCGUGGCCAACAUGAUGGUGGGAGUGAUUGCCAUCAACUAUCCCGAGACCUAUGUCUAUCAGCCGUGGCAUGUGACGCUUCUCGUCAUCGCGGUGGCCGUUGUGGCUUUGCUGUUCAACACGUUCCUGGCGCAGAAGCUCCCCCUGAUCGAGGGAAUCAUCUUGAUUGUGCACUGCUUCGGGUUCUUCGGCAUCUUGAUCCCUCUGUGGGUGCUGUCUCCCAAGGUCCCUGCUGCUGAUGUCUUUGGUUCCAUCGAGGAUCGGGGUGGUUGGGGAAACAAUGGUCUUGCCUGCUUGGUUGGAUUGACCGGUCCUAUUUAUGCCUUGAUUGGCCCCGACUCGGCUGUUCACAUGGCGGAGGAAAUCCGUGAUGCCUCCCGUGUGCUUCCCCGAGGCAUGGUCUGGACUUUGAUCCUAAACGGCUCCACCGGUCUUGUCAUGAUCAUCACCAUGGCCUUCUGUGUGGGAGACAUCGACACGGUGCUGUCCACACAGACCGGCUUCGCUUUCAUUCAGGUCUUCCUCAAUGCCACCGGAUCAGUCAGUGCCGCCACGGGAAUGACCUGCGUGAUCAUGAUCAUGCAGUUUUGCGCAGCGAUCAGUAAUGUCGCGACGACAUCUCGUCAAGUCUACUCCUUUGCCCGAGACAACGGCCUGCCAUUCUCGAGCUUCUUUGCACAGGUCAACCCAACAUUCACCGUCCCCCUCAACGCCCUCUGCGUCAGCCUGGUGAUCGUCUCCCCCCUCGCCCUCAUCAACAUCGGCUCCGCCAUCGCCUUCAACGCCAUCAUGUCCCUUGGUACCGCGGCCCUCCUUUCCUCCUACAUCAUCUCCAUCACCUGUGUGCGCCUCCGCCGCUGGCGUAAUCAACCCCUGCCCCCCGCCCGCUGGAGCAUGGGCAAAUUCACCCCGAUCUGCGAUACCAUCUCCAUCAUGGUUCUCAGCAUCGUCUUGACAUUCAGCUUCUUCCCGUUGACCAAGGAAGUCGACCCGACGACUAUGAAUUGGGGCAUCGUCAUCUUUGGCGGUGUGGUCAUCGUCUCCCUGUCUUAUUACGUGUUGAGGGCAAGACAUGUGUACAAGGGCCCGGUGACGAGGGUGAAGAUGACGAGUUAUCAGUGA
This is a messenger RNA of Penicillium diatomitis, 1572 nucleotides long. Its product is annotated as putative amino acid permease. The transcript has 7 exons. Gene Ontology annotation, cellular component: membrane. The record is from RefSeq and is a predicted model, not a curated record. Gene Ontology annotation, biological process: transmembrane transport. Gene Ontology annotation, molecular function: transmembrane transporter activity. Bases 1 to 1572 code for a protein of 523 amino acids. Lineage: Eukaryota; Fungi; Ascomycota; Eurotiomycetes; Eurotiales; Aspergillaceae.